Molecule: messenger RNA, 2861 nt
Organism: Platichthys flesus (European flounder)
Lineage: Eukaryota; Metazoa; Chordata; Actinopteri; Pleuronectiformes; Pleuronectidae
Product: relaxin-3 receptor 1-like
Exons: 3
Coding region: 248-1498 (416 amino acids)
Biological process (GO): G protein-coupled receptor signaling pathway; immune response
Cellular component (GO): membrane
Molecular function (GO): G protein-coupled receptor activity
Source: RefSeq, a predicted model, not a curated record
GAAUUUUAUUCUUUCUUCCACAAAUGGAAACAACAACAACAAGUCAGAGUCGCUUCAAGAAACCACUCGUAUAAAGCUGUGAUCUCCCGCUGGGACUUUGAGCCUUAAAUGCAGCAGGACGGGGACUAUGGGGAUUGUUGCAUCCGAGACUGAGCCCGAGAAGAGGAGGGAAACCUGCGCAACAUAUCGCUUCCUAAAGUAACUUGUCCCCGUUUAUCUCGUAUUUUCCCUCCGCAGCUGCUUCACCAUGCAGAGCAACAGCAGCGGCUCCGCAGCGCUGAGCGCGUGUGGAGAGGAGGACGAGCGCGAGAUCUCCAGAGUGGUCAGUCCCACCGGAGCAGCCUCCAACCUGGCUCCUCUCAACAUCUCCCUGAGCUGCUGGCUGCACGUCCUCUCCAAGGAGUCCUCCCUGGACCUGCACGGGGACGGAGCCAACCUGGCCGUGCGAGUCCUCAUCGCCCUGGUCUACCUAGUGGUGUGUGUGGUGGGGCUUGUGGGUAACUUGCUGGCACUCUUCCUGCUCCACUCCCGCCGACGGGGCCACCACCACUCCUCCAUUGACUGCUUCGUGAUGAGCCUGGCGCUGACGGACCUCCAGUUCGUCCUCACCUUGCCGUUCUGGGCCAUAGACACGGUGCUGGACUUCCGCUGGCCUUUCGGCCGCAUCAUGUGCAAGAUCGUCAGCUCGGUCACCACCAUGAACAUGUACGCCAGUGUCUAUUUCCUCACCGCCAUGAGUGUGACCCGCUACCGCUCCCUGGUUACCUCACUGAAGAUGGAGAGCCCAAGGAUCGCCACUGCUCGGGCCAAGUGGGGCAGCUUAACCAUCUGGGUGGUGUCACUGGUGGCUACGCUGCCUCAUGCGUUCUACUCCACCACAGUCCAGGUAUCUGCUGAUGACGAGCUGUGCUUGGUGCGGUUCUCUGACUCCGACUCAGGUCACUGGGAUCCACAAGUCCUGCUCGGACUCUAUCAGAUGCAAAAGGUCCUCUUAGGAUUUGUCGUGCCCUUGGUCAUCAUCAGUGUGUGCUACCUCCUGCUCCUGAGGUUCAUCCUGAGCCGCCGCAUAGUGGGCAGUGUGGUCAGUGGAAGCGAAACCGAGAAGUCAGAGAGCGAGAGGGGACGCCAGCGCCGCCGCUCCAAGGUCACCCGCUCCGUCACCAUCGUAGUUCUGUCCUUUUUCAUCUGCUGGCUGCCCAACCAGGCCCUCACCAUGUGGGGGGUGUUAAUCAAGUUUGACAUAGUGCCCUUCAGUAAAGCCUUCUACAACGCGCAGGCCUACGCCUUCCCCCUGACUGUGUGUCUGGCCCACGCCAACAGCUGCCUCAACCCGGUGCUCUACUGCCUGAUCCGACGGGAGUACAGGGCUGGACUGAAGGAGCUUCUGCUCAGGGUGUCUCGGUCCCUCCAACGUGUCCUCAGACUGGCUCUGAGAGGGAGACGAGUGGAGGAGGCACCAUCCUGCCUGGUCGGGAUACACAAAGACAUCAACAUGUGAUUCACUGUCGGAGGGAAAGUUUGAUAUUUUGGGGAUAGGUGCUCAUUUACUUUUUUCUUGCUGAGAGUUGAAGGAGAAGAUUGAUCUCCCUCCCAUGUGAGAACAGGAAAUAGGAGGCAACAGCCAGCACCUGGUUAACUUUACUUAAAUAACUAAAACAGUCAGGCUUUAACAUAAAACCCUCACAGCUAGAAUCUGCAGAAAAGCUGAGAUGUAAAGAUGACCACCCGCUGUUUUACGGAGGUUUAUGUUUCAGACUAUAUCUUGGACGGGACCGGUUAUUUCCUGGUACGAUUAAUUUUGUUCAUCCAAUAAUGAGCCAGGUGUUAAUUACUGGGUGCUAAUGAAAGAACUUUGUCACCAUGUUGGCUCCCUGUGUUUCCAGUCAUUAUGCUAAGCUAAGCUAACUAGCUGCUGUAGCCUCAUAUUUGCACAGUAAGGACGGCAGGCAGCAUAUUUUCUAAAUUUUCCUAUUUUAUGAUGCCAUAAACAAGUUUUUCCCCACUAUAACUUCUUUCAAGAGCUGGUCUUUCAGUUUAAGAGCAGCACAUAAUUUCAUAUUCAGAUUUUGUAAAGCUGUCGCAUUCAAAUAGUCUGUGCUUGUGCUCAAACUUUGCAGUCAGAUAUUUUGUUGCCUGCACAGACAUCCUGCGCUCCAGCUUCACUCGUGACUGACUGAUUCUGUGUGAUUUAAUUCAUGCAACAAUUCUGUCAAAAUUCUCCAACCAAUAGAAUGCCAGCAAUAGUUUUUUUCCAAUGAAAUUGUCACUUCCUGAUUGUCGGUGUGUCAGCUUACUUUACUUUACUAGCCUCGUAAGGGCGGUUACCUUUUAUGAACUUUUAUACAAAAGCGGAAGGUUUGAGCACAAGCAGAACAGAUCUAAGCACAAACAAUUCGAGUGAAAGCGUUACAAAAUCUGAAUGUAACAUCAAUCAAUCCCGCUCUCCAACUGAAAGACCUCACUAUGCAUCACAAUCUAUUUCACACACACGCACACAAGCAUGCCAACACACGUCGAAUCGAUCACCUUGGAGAGAGAGUUGAAAGAAUCAAACUCCUCCAAUCAGUCGACUCUGAGUUAUUCUUUCCGACGCAAUCAAGCAAAGUGCAGUGUACUAUUUGAGAUUGUCAGAUUUGCAUUAUGUCUGAUGUGUUUAAUAUCUGUAUUAUUGUAGCUAACUCAGUUAGAGCAUUAGAAUCUGUCUAAUGUCAUUCACAGUAAAACUUAACCCCAGGAUAUAUAUAUAUUAUUUGUAUUCAGUGUCGGUAGUGUUUGAUAGAGCAUGAUGCUGUGUGCCAUUUUCAUGUCUCUUUGUGUCUGCCUUGCUCUGCUGAUGUGAAGUGUGUUGUUGAUACACAUGU